AUGACUGGUCGAUGGUUUCGGCAUUGUUUAUAUACUCUACAUAUUCUUGUUAUAGUAAAUAUUUUUUUUUUUAUUUUUGUUUAUCACCGUUUAAUCUCGCAUGAAUCAAAAUCCAAAAAGGACAAUGUUGAAUCUUCAUCAUGUACAAUACCACAGUUCAAACCAUGGGAUCCAACUAUUGGGAAAUUAAUUCAUAUUCCACCCGUUUAUCGGUGUCCCACCGAUAAAAAGCAACUUAUCGAUGUUAUUAAUUAUACCCAAUUGAAAAUAAAUCAGACUGUAAAUCAAACAUUAUACAAAGGUAAAAUAACACAUUGUGUCUAUUAUGCAAUUGGUCGUAAUCCUGAUGAAAAAUACUUUCGAGAUUAUACCUAUACAUUGAGCAAACAACCAAUAUUAAUUCAGAAUGGAAUAACAGAUGAAAUUCAAGAUGCUGAUUAUGUUCUAACAAGAUGUUAUGAUAAUCCAACGAUUCUAUUCGAUGGAAACAUUUUCUGUGGUCAGAAUUGUACAAAAGAUCGACAAUCAACGACAAUUCGCACUAUAUCAACAACCACAAUGAAAGGUCGAAAACCCGUAAUUCAAUCCGAUAAACCGGUUCAAGAAUAUGUUCAUACAUUAAUGAGACUUAAGAAACGUCCAUUUUCCUACGAAGAAUGGAUUCGUCCUACUACUCAAACUUGGUGGGAAAAUCCCAUUCAAACCAAAAUAAUGCCACCAAGUAUUUUGUUUAUCAUUCUUGAUGCUGUUAGUGACUUACAAGCACGUCGUGCUCUACCACAAACACUCGCCUAUUUAGAAAAAAAAGGUCUUUAUUCAUUUAAUCGUCAUUCAGUUGUCGGUGAUGGAACGUUUGAUAAUAUUGUGCCCCUAUUUUUUGGUAAAUAUGCUAAAGAUUUAUUGAUACCGAAUGUCAAUGAUUCGCGUUAUACAUUUGAAAUACAAGAAACAAAAGGACAAGGUAAAAAAAAAGUAACGAUAAAAAAAACUGUUCAUUAUCCAGGACCGUAUGAUAAUCAUUCAUUUAUAAUAAAAAACUUUUCCAAAAAGUUUAAUUACACGACGUUUUUCAGUGAAGAAUGGAAAGAAAGUGCAUUUUAUAAUUUAAAAAAUGGAUUUCAUGAACAACCCACAGAUUAUUAUUUAAGACCAUUUUGGUUAAGUAUCUAUGACAGUUUAUCCUAUAAUAAAUUUUGGGGUAAUUCCAAUCCGAAACCAUGUUAUCUAAAUAAUUUAUUACAUCGAUUAUCAUUAGACUGGUUAAAACAAUUUCUUGAAGUUCAUUCAAGUACAGAUCAACCAAAAUUUGGAAUAUUAAAACUAAAUGAAAUGUCACAUGAUUAUAUGGAACGUCUAUUUUGGAUUGAUAGUGAUCUGAAAACAUAUUUUGAAAAUUUCUUUGAUAAAGGUCUAUUGAGUAAUACAAUUUUCAUAUUAUGUGGUGAUCAUGGACAUCGUCAACAUCCAGUACGUUUAACACAAAUGGGAAGUUUUGAGGCUAAAUUACCAUUUUUCUCCAUGUUAUUACCCGACUGGUUUAAACAAAAAUUUCCAAAAGCAAUUGAAAAUCUUAUCAACAAUAGAAAAGUUUUAACAUCUUGGUGGGAUGUUUAUGAAACAUUGGUUAAUAUUUUAAAUAUGAUUGAAAAACCGUCUAUAUUUCAUCCACUCGAAGUAGAGUGGAAAUCAACAACAUCCGGUAUUAGUUUAUUUCAUCCAAUUCCAAAUCGUGAUUGUACAACAGCGGGUAUUCCAGAAAAAUUUUGUCCAUGUUCACGUUCAAAUCCAAUAGAUAUUGAAACACCUAUUGUUAAACAAGUUGCACUUUAUAGUGUUUCAUAUAUAAAUGAUCAAAAAUUAAAAAAUCAUAAACACUUAUGUAUGAAAUUAGAAUUAAAAUCAAUUAUUCGAGCUGAUGUUGAAAUUUUACCAAAAAUAAAACAUUAUCGUAACAAUGUUACAUUGGGUAAUUUUACUCAUUUGUAUACGGUUUUGUUCGAAACACAACCAUCAAUGGCUAUAUUUGAAUCGAAUCUUUUGUAUGAUCCAUUAAAUAAAUUCAUACAACUUCAUUCAGAUAUGUCGAGAAUUAAUCUUUAUAGAAAAUCUUCAGCAUGUAUCCAAGAUCGAUAUGAAUUAAAAAGUUAUUGUUAUUGUUUAGCAUAUCAUCAAAGUUUAAAUAAAACAUUAUCAACAAUAACGACCAAACAACUAAUUACUCGAAAACCAUUAAAUAAAAUAACAGAAGUAAAAAAUAUUUUACAAGAUAAAAUUAAACAUUUAUUAUAA
Didymodactylos carnosus is the source of this 2289-nucleotide messenger RNA. The record is from the annotation of a GenBank genome assembly. NCBI's taxonomy places the organism in Eukaryota, Metazoa, Rotifera, Eurotatoria, Philodinida, Philodinidae.